AUGGAUGACGAUGGAAACAGCACUUCAGACGAAACGACCGCGCUGAACAGAACCGCCCCCGCGUUUUUUCUCGUUCUAGCUGAGACGAAUUCUAUCUUAAUUCCUGUUUUAUAUGCCUUCGUUUUGCUCAUAGGUGUCGCUGGAAACGCCAUGGUGAUCUAUGUUAUUUUGGCCAACAAGUACAUGCGAACAUGCGCAAAUAUGUUGUUUUUGAACUUAGCCGUGUCGGACCUUUUGUUCCUUGUGUUUUGCAUCCCGCUCGAAGCGGCUUACGUCAUUACGAAGUACCAGUUGGAACUUGGUAACCUUGCUUGCAAAAUGCUGAAAUACACCACGUUCGUGUGCACGACUGUUGGUGCAUACUCGCUGGCGGCAAUAUGCGUUUUCCGUUGCCGUGCUGUUGUGUCCCCGAUUCGGGCGUCUCAGUUCCUUACCACGCGCCAUUCUUUGUCAACCACCGUGGUGAUUUGGGUGACCAUACUGGCCGUCAACUCCCCGGUUGCCGUGUAUUACAAUGAACGCAUCGGCUGCAGCAUCGAGGUUGCCACUGAAUUGGAAUUCGUGCUUCUGUUAAGUUUGAUGGUUGGAGUCGACUUUCUACUUCCGGUGGCAAUUGUUGUCAUAGCGACAGUCGUAAUCGUAAUAGAAGUCAAGAAGUGUAAGUUUUCGACGGAGGAACAACUUUUGCUGGUUCAUGGAUAUAGUCGCAAGGUGACAGCACUUGCUAUUGCAGUGGCGGGAGUUUUUGUCGUCUGUUGGGGGCCUUUCAAUUUCCUGUUCGUCUAUAUAUCAUGCGGCGGUGGCGGGGACCAAAAGGUCAUGGGCAUUCUUAAUAUAAGUGCUUUAUUUCUAGCGUACUCGAACUCGUGUCUAAAUCCCAUCAUUUACAACUUCGCCUCAAAAGAGUUUCGAAAAUCGUUUCGUUUGACUAUUUCUAACACGUGCAAGACCAGGAAAAACAGACGACGAUCGAGGAAGAUGUCCAGCACCAAGACUAAAGUAAGCAUUGACAGUGCUAUAAAUUUGCAAGAGUGCAUGGGUUUUAUAGCGUCUAAAGAACAGACGGAAAGAAUUCCCGUAAGAAGUGGAUGUGGCGAGAGUGCCCGGUCUUUGUGUUAA
Lingula anatina is the source of this 1119-nucleotide messenger RNA. Its product is annotated as allatostatin-A receptor-like. The record is from RefSeq and is a predicted model, not a curated record. Lineage: Eukaryota; Metazoa; Brachiopoda; Lingulata; Lingulida; Lingulidae. Gene Ontology annotation, molecular function: G protein-coupled receptor activity. Gene Ontology annotation, biological process: G protein-coupled receptor signaling pathway. Gene Ontology annotation, cellular component: plasma membrane.